AAAAAUGUAUAAAAAUUAAAAUGUAAAGGUGCUUUGGGAUUCUAAUUCCAUGAAGGGCUCCGCCCUUUCCUCCUAACUUCCACUGUGAAGACAUUCCUACUACUCUCGAAAUCACCGGAACUCUCUGGAAUUCCAACUACACUACCGUGGUAUUCCAAUCUUAACCCUUUCCCCUUUCAACCUUUGGUCUCCUAUUGCUGCAUCCUUAGGGACUAAGUUAAGGUUAUGCCACGUAAUUUCAGCGUCUUAUACCAACUAUUCUUGACGGACUUUCCUUUUCCGUAUAAAUAACGUCAAAUUUGGUCUCUUCAAUGCUCAAAUAUUUCAUAGAUUCACAGUGUUUUCUCUGAGUUUGGAUACAAUGGAGAGAGGGAGUAGUGGCGGCUAUGGCAGAGGGAGGGGAGGAAGAGGAGGAGGAUAUGCCGGAGGCGGAACCGGCGGCAAUGGCCGAGGUGGUGGUAGAGGAAGGGGUUUCGGUCGUCAGCAGCAUCAGCAGCAACGUCGUGAGCACAGCCAGCAACCGAGUGGUACUUGGGGUCAGCAUCAUGCUCCUGGUGCCAGUUCUGGUGCUGGCGCUGUUUAUCAGCCGCGUCGUGAGCACCACCAUGACAACCAGCAAUUGAUCGCUACUAGCGGCGGUGUUCAUCAACAUUACCAGCAUAAUCAGCGUCGCGAGCAGCAGAAUCAGCAACGGAGCGGCUCUUGGAGGCAAAGCGGAGGUCGGACUCAGGUAGAUGUGGAUCGCGUCCAGCUAGAGACUGUGCCCUCUCCAAUCGGUUCCGGUGAAGGAUCGAGCUCGGGUGGUGGCCAUGGUGGAGGUGGUGAAGGUUCAAGCUCGGGUGGUGGCCAUGGUGGAGGUGGUGAAGGAUCAAGCUCAGGUGGUGGCCAUGGUGGAGGUGGUGGAGCAUGGAAGUUUCCCCGUAAAGAAUGGAUACCUGCUACCCCUGCUCCGAUUCAGCACCAAGCAACUUCCUCUGGAAAAUUUCACAAAGCUAUUCCAGUAAAACAGCCUGAUUCGGACAAAAUUCUACCAGUGAAACGCCCUGAUAAGGGUGGCACAAAUGCCAUCCGAACUGCAAGGCUUCUUGUUAAUCAUUUUCCUGUUAAUUAUAAUCCUCAGAGUAUUAUAAUGCACUAUGAUGUUGAUGUCAAACCAGAGAUUCCUCCUAAGAAUGGCCGGCCUGUGAAAAUGUCUAAGGUUGAUCUUUCUAUUAUCAGGAACCAAUUAUUCUCUGACAGUUCUUCAGAGUUUCCCUUGUCAAUGACUGCUUAUGAUGGUGAGAAGAAUAUAUUCAGUGCAGUGGCAUUGCCCACUGGAUCAUUUAAGGUGGAGGUUUCUAAGGGUGAAGAUACCAAGGUACAGUCUUACAUAAUUUCUUUGAAGCUUGUAAAUGAGCUCCGGCUGUGCAGGUUGUCAGAAUACUUAAAAGGAUGCAUCCCGUCGAUUCCUCGUGACAUAUUACAAGGGAUGGAUUUGGUAAUGAAGGAGAAUCCAACCAGGAAUAUGAUUUCAGUUGGGAGGAAUUUUUAUCCCACUGAACAUAAUCUGCAAGAUGACCUUGGAGGUGGAAUUGCUGCAUUUCGGGGGUUUCAGCAUAGCCUUAAGCCCACCUGCCAAGGUUUGGCCAUGUGUCUGGACUACUCAGUUCUGGCAUUUCGUAAGCGUAUGCCAGUUAUAGAUUUCCUUAAUGAGCAUAUAUAUGGUUUUAAUAUAAAUAAUUUUAGGAGGUUUAGGAGUGAGGUUGAAAAUGUUUUAAGGGGACUGAAAGUUUAUGUGACUCAUCGGAGAACCAAACAAAAGUAUACCAUAAUGGGUUUAACCAAGGAAAUGACGAGAGAUUGUAAGUUUGAUGUUGUAGACCCAGAUGGUCGGAAUCCACCCAAGAGAAUUCGACUUGUUAAUUAUUUCAGGGACAAAUAUGACAAGGAUAUUACAUACAAGGACAUUCCCUGCUUGGAUGUAGGAAAAAAUGGUAAAAAGAAUGAUGUACCAAUGGAGUUGUGUGUUCUUGCCGAGGGUCAAAGGUAUCAAAAGGAGCAUUUGGAUAAAGAUGCAGCCCUAAUGUUGAAAAACAUUUCAUUGGCUCCACCAAAGCUUAGAGAAAACAUGAUUUGUAACAUGGUGAAGUCAGAAAAUGGACCUUGCGGUGGAGGUAUCACUCGAAAUUUUGGUUUUGAAGUCAACCUGGAUAUGACAAUGGUUACUGGGCGCAUAAUUGGGCCGCCUGAAUUGAAGCUGGGUACUCCUAAUGGCAGGAUGACUAAGAUAACAGUUGACAAGGAGAAAUGUCAAUGGAACCUUCUCGGAAAGUCAGUAGUGGAAGGAAAAACAAUUCAGAGGUGGGCUGUACUAGACUUUAGUCAUUAUGAUCGAUUCAAACUAUAUCCUGCUCAAUUUAUUCCAAAAUUUAUCAACCGGUGCAAAAAUUUGGGUAUCAAAAUGGAGGAGCCUCUCUUGUAUGAAACCACUUCAAUGAAUAAAUUCUCCAGUGCCAAUGUUCUUCGUGAACUACUUGAAAGCAUCAAUGAACGGGCUUGUAAGGUUGGCAAAGGUCAUCUACAAGUUCUUCUUUGUGUAAUGUCUAGAAAAGAUCCCGGUUACAAGUAUCUCAAGUGGAUCUCCGAAACUCAAAUUGGUAUUGUGACACAGUGUUGUUUGUCCAGUCAUGCAAACAAGGCAAAUGACCAGUAUCUUGCCAAUCUUGGUCUCAAGAUCAACGCCAAACUUGGAGGUAGCAAUGUCGAGUUAAUUGAGAGACUUCCCCUGCUUGAGGGUGCUGGCCAUACCAUGUUUCUGGGGGCUGAUGUCAAUCAUCCUGGUUCUUGGACCACAACUAGCCCAUCAAUAGCGGCUGUUGUUGGCUCUAUGAAUUGGCCUGCUGCAAAUCGCUAUGCUGCAAGAGUUAGACCUCAAGACCGUCGAAGUGAGAAGAUUCUGCGUUUUGGGGAUAUGUGUUUGGAGCUUGUUGAAACUUAUGUUCGACUAAAUAAAGUUAUGCCAGAAAAGAUUAUUGUCUUUCGAGAUGGAGUUAGUGAGGGCCAAUUUGAUAUGGUUCUGAAUGAGGAAUUUCUGGACCUGAAGAGGGUAUUUCAAACUAGAAACUACUCUCCUAGCAUAACACUUAUUGUUGCCCAGAAGCGACACCAAACUCGAUUGUUUCCCGAAAAUAGACAGGAUGGAGGUCCCACUGGCAAUGUGUUCCCAGGCACAGUUGUGGACACAAAAAUCGUACACCCAUUUGAGUAUGACUUCUAUCUUUGCAGUCACUAUGGAAGCCUUGGGACUAGCAAGCCAACUCACUACCAUGUACUGUGGGAUGAUCACAAGUUUACUUCUGACCAACUGCAGAAACUGAUAUAUGAUAUGUGCUUCACUAUGGCUCGUUGCACCAAACCCGUGUCAUUGGUUCCACCAGUAUACUAUGCUGAUCUUGCUGCUUAUAGAGGGCGACUCUAUCAUGAGGCGGUGGAGGGACAGUCUCCAGCAUCAGCUGUAUCCUCAUCUUCAUCGUCAGUGGCAUCAUCAUCUCUGUCGACAGCAGCUUCAAUGGAUGAGAGGUUCUUCAAAUUGCAUGCUGACCUGGAGAAUGAUAUGUUUUUUGUUUGACAGGCCAUAGCAUGGCACCGUCAUCUUCUUCAUCUUUGUGCGAAGGUGAAGAAGAUUGUUACUUUCUGUCAAAAACGCUUGGAUGCAGAUCCAAUCUCCUUUUCUACAGUCUGCCUAGUAAAGGAGUUUGUGCGUGAAUCUAAUGGGUUUUUGUGUCCACAAGUAAUGUUUGUAGUUUCAUAAGCAGACAGAUUUACCUAGGAAAGGUUUGUCGAGUUGCAUGCUAACCUGGAGAAUGAUAUAUCUUUUCAUUUGGAAGGCCUUAGCUUAGCAUCGUUGUCAACUACUUCGUCUUUGUGUGAAAACGAGGAAGAGCUUUUCUGCAGUCUAGUAAAUUAGUUUGUGAGUUAUUCAGUCUUUAAUUGGGUUUUGUGUAAACAUUUUAUGUCAUGUUAGUUAAUUUGGUAAGCUUAUUCAGGCCAUGCGAGUUGGAACCAAGUUUGUUAAUUUGGUAGCCAUGCCAGUUGGAAGCAAGUUGUGCUUCAGUGGGAUGUGUGUUUGAAGGUUUUUGUUUGUUGGACGUUGUGUUUUAUGAUCUAUUUUCUGAAAUGGAUUGAUUGUACUUUGUUAUUUGAAA
Messenger RNA from Ziziphus jujuba (common jujube), 4184 nucleotides. Its product is annotated as protein argonaute 2. NCBI's taxonomy places the organism in Eukaryota, Viridiplantae, Streptophyta, Magnoliopsida, Rosales, Rhamnaceae. Gene Ontology annotation, biological process: regulatory ncRNA-mediated post-transcriptional gene silencing. The record is from RefSeq and is a predicted model, not a curated record. Gene Ontology annotation, molecular function: protein binding; RNA binding. The transcript has 3 exons. Bases 362 to 3607 code for a protein of 1081 amino acids. Gene Ontology annotation, cellular component: cytoplasm.